CUUGAAGAUCACUCUCACUGCCUUCAAAUGGAUCUAAAUCUUCUGACUUCCUUUCCUUUCAUCUCCACAGAUUCAUAGACCGUGUACUCCCAAUUAUUUUCAUCAGAUUGCAGAAAGGCUUUGAUUUGGAUCUAAUUUUAUUUCCUCAAAAUUUACAUUUCAGCCAUGAAUUCACUUAAAACCGGCACGAUUUUCCUCAUAUCGGCCAUUUUUCGUGUGGGUUUAAUCCUGUAUGGUGAAUGGCAAGAUACCCAUAUGGAAGUUAGAUACACAGAUGUGGAUUACAUUGUUUUUUCUGAUGCUGCUUCUUUAAUGGCUUCUGGUCAAUCUCCCUAUAAAAGAACCACUUACCGUUAUUCACCUUUACUUGCUUUUCUCUUAAUCCCCAACUCUUUUAUUUCCGGUUCUUGGGGCAAGUUUCUCUUCUCAGCUUCAGAUUUAUUUGUUGGGUUGUUUAUUCGUAUCAUAUUGAAGCAGCGUAAGGUGCCUGAUCAUCUAUGCACGUAUUCCAUGUUGAUAUGGCUUUUCAACCCAUUUACGUUCACAAUUGGAACUCGGGGAAACUGUGAACCUAUUGUUUGUGCCAUGAUUUUGUGGAUUAUUAUCUGUCUUAUCAAUGGUAAUGUGGUACAAGCUGCAUGUUGGUACGGUCUUAUUGUUCACUUCAGAAUUUAUCCUAUAAUCUAUGCUCUUCCCAUCAUCCUUUUUCUUGAUCCACGCUUUUUGCAAUCUGGUGUGAAGCCAUUGCUGUGUGAUUGGACUUCUGAUCAAGGGAAGAUUCGUCAAAUUAAUUCACAAGUGACUGAUCAGUUUGAUGCAUGGAUUGCAUUUAAAAGCAUAUUCACAAGGUCAAGAAUUUUGUUUGGCCUUGUUUCAGGGAGUGUUUUCCUCCUUUGUACUGGUGUUUUCUUCGUAUUAUAUGGAUGGGAAUUUCUACACGAGGCAUUGCUCUAUCAUCUUACUCGCACAGAUCCAAGACAUAAUUUUUCCAUCUAUUUCUACCAUAUCUAUCUUAACUAUGAACGUGAUCUUUCGGUUCUGGAAAAGCUCAUCUCCUUUUUGCCUCAGUUUAUAGUGCAGCUGGUUCUUGUUUUCUGCUUUGCUAACGAUCUAGUAUUCUGCUUCUUUGUACAGACAGUGGCAUUUGUAGCAUUCAAUAAGGUCAUAACAGCACAGUAUUUUGUCUGGUUAUUUUGCCUCUUGCCUCUUAUUUUGCCAUGGACCAAUAUGAAGCUUAAAUGGAAAGGACUAUGUUGUAUUCUUUUGUGGGUGGGAGCUCAAACCCACUGGUUGUUGUGGGGUUACCUGCUUGAGUUUAAAGGCAAGAAUGUCUUCCUACAGCUCUGGAUGGCAAGCUUACUUUUUCUGGCUGCUAAUACUUUAAUAUUGAUCCUGCUUAUCCGGCACCAUAACUACACUCCAGUAUUUAGACAGAAUACAGGUUUAAAGACAACACAAAAAAAGUGCGAGUGAGAGGACAAAGUUCUCGCAAGUUGCAACCAUCUCGGGUUAUGGAAUUUUCAUCUAGUCAACAAUGGUUACAACAUACGAGCUUUAUUUUUUUCCGGUGGUGAUUUGCGGGCUUAGAUUUCGAAGGAUUUUCUUUGCAGAGCUUGUAAGACAAAACAGUUAGAGAGAAAGCGUGUCUUACAAAAAUUUGGCCUAUGGCUAAAUCAAAUAGUAGUAUGGUUGAAGCCAUCAAUGAAGCAUCAAAGUGAGAACAUAUUCC
Molecule: messenger RNA, 1729 nt
Organism: Hibiscus syriacus
Lineage: Eukaryota; Viridiplantae; Streptophyta; Magnoliopsida; Malvales; Malvaceae
Product: GPI mannosyltransferase 1-like
Exons: 4
Coding region: 166-1473 (435 amino acids)
Biological process (GO): GPI anchor biosynthetic process
Cellular component (GO): membrane; glycosylphosphatidylinositol-mannosyltransferase I complex
Molecular function (GO): alpha-1,4-mannosyltransferase activity; GPI mannosyltransferase activity
Source: RefSeq, a predicted model, not a curated record